UAAAAACACCACAGCUUCGUGACCGUCCAAUUUUCUCCGUAAACUCUUCUGGCAAGGGGAGGGAGAAAUAACCUGCGUAACCGAGCUCACGAAGUUCAGGAAACUCCCUCAAGAACAAAUGGCAAGAUGAGUACCUCAGCCGCUUCAGUGGUUGAUACUGAGCAUGCUCGGGGAAAUGGAGCAUGCUCACUAUUUCUAAGGUACGGACGUCGAACAAGGGACAUCGAUAGAUAGGGAGAAAACCAUGGAGGGUGGCAGGAAGCGGCGGAGACGAACGAGAAGUACUCCUUUCCCACUGCUGCUGAGUCUUGCCCUCUGGCUGCUCCUGCCGGUGGCCCAGGGUCGGAGCCUCCGCUUUGUUACCUUGUUAUAUCGUCACGGAGAUCGCUCCCCAGUGAAGGCUUACCCCCGAGAUCCCUAUCAGGAAAGUGCCUGGCCACAGGGAUUUGGACAACUUUCUCUGGAAGGAAUGCAGCAACAGUGGGAACUUGGUCGAGCCCUUCGAAGGCGUUAUGAUGGAUUCCUGAAUUCCUCAUACAAUAGACAAGAGAUCUACAUACGCAGCACAGAUUUUGAUCGGACCCUGAUGAGUGCUGAGGCCAAUCUGGCAGGACUUUACCCUCCAGAGGAUCAUCAGAUGUUCAGCCCCAAUAUUUCUUGGCAACCUAUCCCUGUCCACACAGUACCUGACUCCAUGGAGCGGCUCCUGAAGUUUCCAUUAUCACCCUGUCCCCGUUAUGAACAGCUGCAGAACGAGACCCGGCAGACAGCAGAGUAUGUGAAUAAGACCAUCCAAUAUAUGCAAUUCCUGGAGAUGGUGGCAAACAGGACGGGAAUACAGGACGUUUCCCUUGAGUCUGUCUGGAGUGUGUACGACACACUCUUCUGUGAGAAAACACAUGAAAUGCAGCUUCCAGAUUGGGUAACUCCCGAGGUGAUGAUUCAGCUGAAGCAGCUGAAAGAUUUCAGCUUUGCUUUCCUUUUUGGGAUCCACAGACGGGUUGAAAAAGCUCGUCUUCAGGGUGGGGUCCUUCUUUCUCAAAUAAGGAAAAACCUUACCCUAGCUGCAAAUGCCUCCACACCUCACCACUUUAAAAUGCUUAUGUACUCAGCACAUGACACCACCCUUGUGGCACUGCAGAUGGCUCUGGAUGUUUACAAUGGGAGACAAGCACCAUAUGCCUCAUGUCAUAUAUUUGAGCUAUACCAAGAGGAUGAUGGUAACUUUUCAGUGGAGAUGUUCUUUCGGAAUGAGAGUGGGAAAGAACCAUACCUACUGCAGUUGCCUGAUUGUGAACAGCACUGCCCCCUGCUGAAAUUCAUGCAAAUCACUGAGCCUGUUAUUUCAGAGGACUGGAAACACGAAUGUGAGAUAGCAAGCACUAUGAAAGACACAGAGCUUAUUGUGGUUCUGACUGUCUGUGGAUCCAUCCUCUUCCUGCUUACUGUCCUGCUCCUGACAGUACUCUUCCGUUCCAAGUCCCAUCCUCCUGGCUACCGGCACGUUUCCAGCAAAGAAGAGGAACAGUCUUGACAAUUACUCCAGCCCCUCCUGAGGCAGCAAGAGAGAGCAAUGCUGACCCCAGAGGCAAGAGGGGCUUCUUUCAGUGACUAAGUGUCUUGUUUGUCUGUCCUGACGGCUGCUUCUAAGCCAAAAGCCCCAGGCUUUAUGAAGGGGCAUUUGUGCCUAUCAGAUGCAGUCAAUUUGCCAAAUGGACAAUGCAAUCAAGUACUAGGAGUGAAAUGCCACCAUGAUUUUGAGUUGCCAUUGCCAAUAUGGGACUGGUUCCAUCAAUCUUACUUCCUUUGAACCCAAUAUGCUGAAGUCUUCACUACUGGUGCACAAUGGGCAAGCUUUCCAACUGAAGGCUGCUGCCCCUCAGAAAGCCUUGUUUCAAUCUAGUUGUUGUUACUUGAAUGUCCCUUAACUAUGGGGGCCUGACGCUAAACCAGCAGUAACUGGCUUCUCCAGUUGGGACAGUAACUGGGAAUCAAACCACUGCCUCUGCCGUAGAACAAUAUGUUACAAGUACUUUGCUCUUAACCAUUAGAUCCUUAUAGAGGGAGAAGGUUGGGACUGGACCCAAUCUAUAACAAAGAAGAAAUAGGUUUCAGUCAUAUGCAGCCCUUUCCAUUUAUCACUGACUACAGACAUUCAGUUAGAAUGGAAUACAGCACACUUCCUCCAUCUCUCCAUAAUUUUCAGCCUCAGCAUACUGUUAGAAAGCAGUGCUUGUGUUUAAAGUGGAGUGAACUAGAGGCUCUGCACAGAUGAUGCUUUUGCCAUGUAUCUUAGUCAAGGCCCGGCUAGAAUCAUUCUUUACAUACCCUGUAGUGCAUCAUUCACAAUAUUCUGGACCAGCAGAGGUUCAACAGAAAUCUGUUUUAAAAGUGAAGGUAAGCUUUUCAUUCUCAUGGUUUAAGAAAGAAGUUUAAAGGUGUGGGUAGUGUCCAGUACUCUUGUCAUCUUAAUCUUUAGAAUUAUGGUUAUGAGUUAGUCACCCCAGAGGGUCAUACAGCUGUAACCUUUAUGUGGCAAUCCUAACUCCAUGAUAUGUUUCCCUUAUACUUACGAAGUCCAGAAUGCCUGCAGCAGAAAUAUUUGUGUGUGACCGACCUCACAUUCCUAACCUUCACUUUAGUGUAUGUGCUGAAGUUAAGGUCAGGAUAUUGUAGGUGAACCAGACAGUCUUGGAUUUUGAAGCCAAGUGGUGUACAACCUAUCAGCAUGUAAAAUGCAGCUGCCUCAGAUUCCUAUCCAAACGUUCCCUCCUGGGUCUGCCUCCCUCCACUGAUGUUAGUGCUGCAAAACUUCCUCCAGCUGGAGGCUAUAUGUUGCCUUUUAGCCACACUUUCUCACUGGUCCUCAAAUGAUCCACUGUGAUUGUCUUCCUUCAAGCCGCAUGCUCUGUUUUUCAGGAGGCAAGAGGCUUUGUUUAGCUGCUGUUUUGCUAUACAAGGAGCAGCCUCUGAGGCAGUACCGAUGCAAGCAUAGCUAAAUACAUUGUACUAUCAAAAGGCCAUAUGUGCAGGAAAACACGUGAAAGCAGCUGUGUAUCAAGUGCAGCACAGGUAUUCCAAAGUAAGUAUGCAUAUAAGGCAGCUACAGUGCUAAAUUCCAGUUUUUGUGAGGGUAAAAUGCCACAUUUUAUAGAUAAUGGCAUACGUAUUUUUUGUAAUGCAUCGCCAUGCAGGAAAAGUGUUAACAUGUCCUUUGUUAUCAUACAUGCUAUAUCAGGCAUAUAAAGAUCACAAAAAGAAGUAUCUCUGCUACUGUAAAAACACAAAGGCAUUCGAACCAGUCAAACCUGUGCCUGAAUUUCUUGGGUACAAACAAGUAGACAAAAAGCCAGCUCACUCCUGAGUGUUCCAGUGUGAACAGAAGUGCUUCUAAGCAUACGCAGAGUGUGUUUCCCUUUGGAAAACUGAAGCUUAUCUGCUCUCUGUACUCACCAAGAAAUAGGCAUCCAGGCUUACAACACCAUGGCAUGAUUGCUAAAUAGGGCUGAGAUCCUCCAGCAUACCUUGCAAUGGAAGAACACAGUCCUUUUCUACAAAAAAACAAAAAUCUGAACACACUUUUGGUCCUCCCCGCCCACCGCUACCCAUUCACUUUCAGCAUAGCUCCUAAAAACAGGUGUUUUCACAUUUAUCUGUCCCAUCCGUAUAGGCAAAGGAGUCUCAUUCUUUGUCUUCAGCCACGGCUCAACCAGAAAUCUGUUUUCAGCACCAGGGCCAAGUCCAGGAAACAGUCUUUCCUUUCCUGCUUCAGGGAACGCUAUGCUGGUGUUUCUCCCCUCCUUCCUUAUUUCCCCAAAACAGCAACGGAGUUCUUAAAAAAAGACUUGAGAAGGACAAGCGGUGCUCAGUAAGAACUUCAGUUGUUUGCUGUUUUCCCUUGGAUGCAGCAAGAAGGGGCUCUUUAGCUGUGGGCUGGAAGGGAAAGCAGCUCUACUGAGAGCACGAAGUUAGGGAGCAAUCCAAACCCAAGAUCCAUUGGGAUGAGCAGAGUUUGGAAAAGGCUACGCUGGCUGAAGUCCCUCAUCCAGGCUCAGCUGGAGAUAUGCUGUAAUGAGUCCUCCAUCCUGGCUCAACCAGGGCCAGGGUAAAUCCCAAAACAGGGGCAGGGGAGGGCAAGACUUAUCCCUAUUCCAAACUCUGUUCAGCUUGGUCAUGUGACCUAGCAACCCAGGGGACAUUACAUUGCCAGUCUUGGGUCAAUUCAGCUCCUGAAAAGAGUUUGGAAUAAGGGUAGAUAACACUGGCAUAACUUACGCCAGCAUAAAUUACACUGGCUUCCUGUGGUUUGGGUUGCUGUACCCAUCACAUACUGGAAGAGCAGCAAUAAAGGAAAAUUUAGAAAUGGCAGACAUCUAUAGCCCUCUCCCUCCCCUAGUAAAGCAAAGGAAUGUGGGCAGCUGGCAGGCCUAAUCCAUCUCACAGAAAUAUGCGCUGCUCACGUUGAGGAUUCAGCACACGUUUAAUAAAAACAGUGUUCCUAUCUGUCACUACAUUAUCUACCUUCCUAAUCAUCACAGUAUUUGGUAAUGCUUCCAUUUGCACAGGCACUACAUAAGAACAUAAAGAAGCACCCUUCUGGAUGAGGCCAAAGGUCCAUCUAGUCCGGUGUCCUAUUCUUGCAGUGGCCAACCAGAUGUCUGUGGGAAGCUCACAAGCAGGACCUGAGUGCAACAGCACCCUCUCCCCUGGUGAUUCCCAGCAACUGGUAUUCAGAAGCAUAUUGCCUCUGACAAUGGAGAGAACAUAGACAUUUCUAAAUUAUUUCAGAGCCAUCCAUUCUGCAUUGCAGCUUCUCGCUUCUGCUGAGAGACUUGAACAGUUCUGGAUCCCCACCAGAUACCCUGCAUAUAUAUUCAUGCCUCCAAUAUACUUGGCAACAGACUACACAAUAUUGUUCUGCAAGAAAAUUAGCCAACUUAGCUUGCGACUGCCCUCGUCUAUAAUUUUUCCCUUGCUGAUCACCCAACUGCAUGAUGUGGCUCCUGCAAGGCAGGAUGCAGGCCCAGAAGAAUGGGUCAGCUACUAAUACACUAGUUUCCUGCAAGCUAGGUAGGAAAUCAAAGAGAUCUGCUUUGUAUGCAUGGAGGAAAAAAAGGUUUCUAUGAUUUAUUCCUUGCGUUUGUGAAUGAUGUUUCUGUAAUUCAUUUGGAUCAUUUUCUUUGAUUUUUAAUGGGGGGGGGAAGCUAAGGGAGACAGGACUCUUGCUCCUUCUUCCUCUGAACAGGUUUCAGAGUUCAACCACAAUGGUGGGGGGGGGGGAGAGAUGUACAUUGAUUGGACCAUACAUCUUUUUGCAUUAAAGCUAAUAAGGAUCCUAAGUGACUUGAAAAAGACAGGAGGUCCUCAAAGGACUUCAGUUGUUCACUGUUUUCCCUAGUAAAAAAUCAGCCUCUAAACCAAGAUUGUCUGUUGCACUUUGUGUGUUUUUUUUUGUGUUAUUCCACUUUGUGUGUUUUUUUACUAUAUGUAAAUACAUGUGUAUAUAUAGGAACAUGUUUACAGGACUACAGCCUGAGAGACUAGGGUUCAAAUCCCCACAUAGCCAUGAAGCUCACAGGGUGACCUUGGGCCAGUCACUGCCUCUCAGCCUCAUGAAAACCCUAUUCAGAGGGUCGCCAUAAGUCGGAAUCGACUUGAAGGCAGUACAUUUUUUUUUAUUCUUCACAUUUACGAAAUCCCCACAGACGUUUAUAACUGGUGAGCAGUUGUAUCAUCUUUAAAUUGCUUCUUUAAAAAGAGAGAGAGAAAUCCAGCUGAAAUGUAUGGAAGUAGAACCAAGGGAUGUGAGAAGAGGUGAGUCAAACAGGCAUUCAGCUGAGCCAUCAAAGCUGGGAACUCUCAUAUUUGCCAUUCCUACCAUGGCUAUUAUUCCUUGAGUCCUGGCCAAGUAACAACCUAUUUCACAAUGCCCAUAACCGUUUCUUUCUUCUUUCAUUCCAUAGUCCUUAGGGAGGGGAGGGGAGUCAAGCUUUGGAAAGCCUGGCUCUUGAAAGCAGAAUUAUGAAAGUUACUGAAACUUGCAUAAUUCAUUCUGUUCACAAAAUUUAUAUUCUUUUGGCAUAAAAUUUGCAAAGCUCUUUAUAUCUGGUCUUCGG
Rhineura floridana is the source of this 6116-nucleotide messenger RNA. RefSeq names its product acid phosphatase 2, lysosomal (gene ACP2). The record is from RefSeq and is a predicted model, not a curated record. The coding region runs from base 245 to 1534 and encodes 429 amino acids. Gene Ontology annotation, cellular component: lysosome. Gene Ontology annotation, biological process: lysosome organization; dephosphorylation. Lineage: Eukaryota; Metazoa; Chordata; Lepidosauria; Squamata; Rhineuridae. The transcript is spliced from 11 exons. Gene Ontology annotation, molecular function: acid phosphatase activity.